ACCGUCCACCUGUUGUCGGAUCAGCGAAUUCGAAUUUAGAAAGUUCAUACUUUUUUUUUAUUCCGGCUUUAAGUUGUACAAGGUUGUGGAUUCAUUCAGCCAGUCGGCGUUUGUGUGUCAGUGAGUGUAGACGUCGCUUUAAUAACGUGUGUGUACGUUACUUAUAUCGCUUUUUGGAAUUUGAUUUGUCUUCAACAAAAAGGAAUAUAAUUCAAAUUGUAGAGAGCGCUGGUGCGCAAAAAUGGCGGCGACAAAAUACUCACAUCCUUUCCUCAAUGGACUGAAGCCUAUAGUAGAAGGGCGCGACGAAGAAAUACAGCAAAUCAAGGAGUGGAUGAAGAGUCAACCUCAUUUGCCGUACAUAUCCGAUGAGUACGUGUUAUUGUUUCUCCACUCAAAUUACUUCAAAGUGAAAGAGACAAAAGACACAAUUGAAUGCUACUUCACGCUGCGCAACAAUACACCAGACCUCUUCAGCAAUCGGGAUCCGCUAUCGCCAAAGAACAAAACCAUUCUGGAUAUCACGCAUAUGGUGGCUCUACCAAAGCAGACGGAGGAAGGUUACCACGUCCUUCUGUAUCGGUUAUCAGACCUAGACUACAGCAAGUUGAAUUUCGCGGACGCGGUGCGAGUGUUCUGCAUGUUUAACGAUGUGAAGUUGUCCGAGGAUCGGCUGUCGGAAGGCUACGUAGUGAUCUUCGAUAUGAAGGGCUGCAAUCUAGGACACCUAACGAGAGUCACGUUACCCGCUUUGAGGGCUUUCAUGCAUUACAUUCAGAGUGCUCAUCCUUGUCGAUUGAAGAAGAUCCACGUGGUGCAUACUGUGUCUUUCAUCAACCAAGUGAUGUAUCUUAUAAAACCAUUGAUACAUUCCAAUCUUCUAGACCUUCUUAACUUUACUUCUGAAGGACCAGAAGCGAUUGUUGAUAAAGAACUUUUGCCAGAAGACUAUGGUGGCCCAGCUCCCCCGGUGAAGCAAUUACAUGAAGAACAGAGAAGGAAUAUGGAAGAGAACUAUAGAGAAUGGUUGAUAGAGUCGGAGAUCUUUAAGGUUGAUGAAAAGAAGAGAAUUAAGAAGCCAAGUAAGGGAAUGUUUGCCAGCUUUACGAGCAGCUUUAAAAGUCUUGAUAUUGAUUGAUGAUUUGUUAAUUUUUAGAAUUAAAUCAUAAAUAGUAAAUGUUUGGCUGGCUAUGUUAUAAAUUUUUAAAGAAAAAUUUUACUGUCAAUUUCACGGUGAGUUUUCAUUGCUGCACACGUUUAUAAAAACAUUUUCUCGUCCCACUCAUUCUCUAUGUUGAAAAUAAGUUAUAUUUGUAACACUUUGUGAAGUUAACUUAAAAGUUAAUCCGUUAAGCACAUUAUUAACUUCGUUAAUUAACGAUUGACGGAUAAACGAUUUAAUGCCCACCUUCGAA
Papilio xuthus (Asian swallowtail) is the source of this 1415-nucleotide messenger RNA. RefSeq lists its product as uncharacterized. The transcript is spliced from 5 exons. Gene Ontology annotation, cellular component: membrane. NCBI's taxonomy places the organism in Eukaryota, Metazoa, Arthropoda, Insecta, Lepidoptera, Papilionidae. Bases 242 to 1138 code for a protein of 298 amino acids. Gene Ontology annotation, molecular function: phosphatidylinositol bisphosphate binding. The record is from RefSeq and is a predicted model, not a curated record.